Molecule: messenger RNA, 2120 nt
Organism: Effrenium voratum
Lineage: Eukaryota; Dinophyceae; Suessiales; Symbiodiniaceae
Source: the annotation of a GenBank genome assembly
AUGCGAAUUCCGGCAGUGGCGGCGCCACUUUUCAUCGUCUCGUGCCCGGAUCUCGUGAUUGCGCAGUGCAAGGCCGGGAUCAUCGGCAGCUUUCCGGCACUCAAUGCCCGGGAUGAACCAGGCGGUCCGGUGUUGCUCGAGAUAUGGCUUAAGAAGAUUACCGAAGAGCUUGACCGCCAUAAUCAGGCAAAUCCGGAUCGGCCGGCGGCGCCGUUCGCCGUCAACCAGAUCGUCCACCGGUCCAAUGACCGGCUCGAACGGGAUGUCGAAAUCUGUGCGAAGUGGAAAGUUCCGGUCUGGAUCACGUCCAUGGGUGCGCGGGUCGAGGUCAACGACGCCGCUCAUUCGUGCGGGGGCAUUGCGCUUCAUGAUGUCAUCAACAACACCUAUGCAAAAAAGGCGGUCGGCAAGGGCGCCGACGGACGGAUCGCGGUUGCGGCAGGGGCGGGCGGUCACGGCGGGCCACAAUCGCCAUUUGCCCUUGUGCGCGAGAUCCGCGAGUGGUUCGACGGCCCAUUGUUGCUUGCAGGAGCGGUCUCCACAGGUGAAGCUCGUUUGGCGGCUCGCGUGCUGGGGGCCGAUUUCGGUUAUGUCGGCUCACCCUUCGUGGCAACGAACGAAGCCAAUGCCGACCCGGUCUACAAGGAGAUGAUGGUGAAGGCAGCAGCGGAAGACGUCCUGACGUCAUCCCUGUUCACCGGGCAUCCGGCCAACUACCUGAAAGGGUCGUUGACACGGGUCGGUCUCGACCCGGACAACUUGCCGCCGGACUGGGAUGUGAGCGUCAUGCCGGACGAUGGUCCACUGCCGAAGGCCUGGCGGGAAAUCUGGGGCGCGGGGCAGGGGAUCGGAGCGAUCAAGUCGGUCGGACCGGCAGCGGCCGGAGACGUCAUGGAUCUGGGCAUAUCGGACCGGGUGCGGCCGCUCAUCGAGCAGGUCCGGCAGAUGGUCGAGGAAGAGAUUGCACCGCUGGAUAUCGAGUUUCAUCACGAGGUUGGCGGGCAUCCGUCCGGAGACCGGUUCCAGCAUACGCCGCGGCAGCUGGAAAUUCUGGAAACCCUCAAGACGAAGGCGAAGGAACGCGGCCUCUGGAAUUUCUGGCUGACCGACAGCGAAAGAGGCUUCGGGCUGUCCACCGUCGAAUAUGCCUAUCUCGCGGAGGAAAUGGGCAAGGUCGGGAUCGCCGCCGAGGUCUUCAAUUGCAAUGCACCCGACACCGGCAACAUGGAGGUGCUUGAGCGCUAUGGGUCGCAGGUGCACAAGGAGCGCUGGCUGAAACCGCUUCUGGAGGGAACGAUCCGCUCCGCUUACCUGAUGAGCGAGCCGGACGUCGCCUCGUCCGAUGCCACCAACAUUGCGCUGAGCGCGGCCUGCGACGGGGAUGACUGGAUCCUCAACGGCGAAAAAUGGUGGGCGACCGGGGCGGGAGAUCCGCGUUGCAGGCUCUAUAUCGUCAUGGCUUCAACAGAUCCGUCUGCCCACAAACACAGCCGGCAUUCCAUGUUCCUGGUGCCGAGCGAUUCCGACGGGAUUGAAGUCCUGCGACCGAUGCAGGUCUUUGGAGCAGAUGAUGCCCCGCAUGGCCACAUGCAUAUCCGUUUCACCGAUGUCCGGGUUCCGGCGGAAGAUCUGGUGCUCGGCGAGGGACAGGGCUUCGAGGUUGCGCAGGGCCGUCUUGGUCCGGGCCGCAUCCACCACUGCAUGCGGGCGAUCGGUCAGGCCGAAAUGGCGCUUGAGCUCCUGUGCAAACGGGCCAUGAACCGGCAGGCAUUCGGCAGGAAACUGACCGAUCUCGGUGCCAACUACGACAUCAUCGCCGACGCGCGCAUGGAGAUCGAGAUGGCGCGUCUGCUCUGUCUGAAGGCGGCCUGGAUGAUGGAUACAAGGGGAACGCGCGCCGCCCAGCCCUGGAUCAGCAAGAUCAAGGUCGUCGCGCCCCUGAUGGCGCUGAAAAUCGUCGACGAGGCCAUGCAGGUUCAUGGCGCAGCCGGCAUCAGCCAGGACUUCCCGCUUGCUGCCAUGUGGACUCACCUGCGGACCCUGAGAUUUGCGGACGGUCCGGACGCCGUGCAUCGACGUCAGGUGGCCCGCACGGAGCUGCGGAAGUAUACCAAUGACAG